This is a messenger RNA of Prorocentrum cordatum, 1061 nucleotides long. The record is from the annotation of a GenBank genome assembly. Lineage: Eukaryota; Dinophyceae; Prorocentrales; Prorocentraceae.
UUCAUCCCCCUCCUCUCCCUGGCUCUGCCCCAGCGACCAUGGCGGCGCCGAGCUCGGCGCGGGCGGGCCACGCCGCCGCGGUGGCGGGCGGCCGCGUCCUGCUGGUGGGCGGCCACAACGGGCUGGGGCCCCUGCGCACGCUCGAGGAGUUCACGCCAGGGGAGGACGUGGACAGCCCGGGCACGUGGCGGGAGCUGCCCCCGAUGCAGUCGCGGCGCUCCUACCUGUCGACCGCGGUGGCGGGCGGGCGGCUGUACGCGCUCGGCGGGACCAGCGACGGCCGGGUGCUGAACAGCUUCGAGGUGUUUGAGCUCGAGCGGGAGCAGUGGGCGCCCUGGUUCCGCAACCAGCCGAGCCUGCAAAGGCGCACGACGCUCGCCUGCGCCCUGCACGAAGAGGGCUCGGGCAACGGCCCUGUGCUGUACGUCGCCGGCGGCUUCGACAACGUGAGGGACCUCAAGUCAGUGGAGGGCCUGAACCUCCUGACGCACAGUUGGGAGAGGAUGGAGCCAAUGCUGCAGGCGCGCUCCUACCAUGCCAUGGUGGCCACGAGCGCCGGCAUCUUCGCCAUUGGUGGGCAGGACAGGAGCGGCGCCGAGAAAGAGGUGGACGAGGUCGAGGCCGUGCACGACGCGGUCUCCGCGCUGAACGACGUUGAGUUCUUCAGCUUCGAGACGGAGGCAUGGGAGCACCACACGCCGAUGGACAUACCCCGCCAGGGCCUGGCGGCUGCCUGCCUCGUGACGGAGGAGGGCGACGAAUUGGUCUACGUGUGCGGCGGUUCCGACGGCAAGUCGGCCCUCGCCUCGGUCGACGUCCUCGACCCGAAGACGGGCCGGUGGUCCCCGGGCCCGCCGAUGAACGCGGCGCGCUCGGCGCACGUGCUGGUCGCCGUCGGCGGGAGGCUCUACGCCAUCGGCGGCGCCGACGAGAGCGGCGUGCUGGACACGUUCGAGUGCCUCGACCCCACCGAGGGAAGGUGGAGCAAGCCCAUCAAGAUGGGCGGCGCCCCGGUGGCAGCCAUCACAGACGCCUAGCCCGCAUCGGAUCUCGCCCAGGCG